This is a messenger RNA of Penicillium chermesinum, 1194 nucleotides long. RefSeq lists its product as uncharacterized. NCBI's taxonomy places the organism in Eukaryota, Fungi, Ascomycota, Eurotiomycetes, Eurotiales, Aspergillaceae. The record is from RefSeq and is a predicted model, not a curated record. The transcript has a single exon. The coding region runs from base 1 to 1194 and encodes 397 amino acids.
AUGAUCGCAGCAGAGCAGCCAAGUGCAAAAGAAGGAUGGACGAACGUCAUCUUUUCCAACCUAAGCUUACCCACCGAUGGCGACUUUUCGAUCGAAACUGCCUUGAAAAACAAGGAGGGAUCAGUCGUUGUAUCUGGAACCUCCCACUUAACCAUUGCCUCGAAUGCUUCCGUCCCGCGGAUCCUAUUCGGUGAUUUGCAUGUACACUCCGACGACACUGUCGGAACCGAAUCAUCCAUCUACAACUUUUCCUACGGCCGAGACAUUGCAGGACUCGAUGUCCUCGGGUACACCGCAAAUGAUUUUCAGAUUACGAGAGCUCGCUGGGAUGCAACAGUAGAGCUGAUCCAAACCCUCAAUGAGCCAGGCAGAUUUGUCAUAUUCCCUGGCACUGAAUGGUGCGGGAACUCUGCUGCUGGGGGCGACCACAACGUCAUUUUCCUUGCCGAUCCAACAAAAUACUCUCCUGAAUUCCCAUUUGACCGACAUGGGAAUGUGGCACGCUCUUUCGAAUGGUCGGAAGACGGCCCUGAUGACCUUGUCCCAGGCACAUGGCCCCUGGACGAAGUUUACUGUACUUAUGCCGGCGAAGCAGAAUCUCAUCUUCUUAUCCCCCAUGUCGGUGGCCGACGCUGCAAUCUUGCCUGGCAUCAUCCGCAGCUUGAGCGAUUGGUCGAGAUCGGAAGUGCAUGGGGCCAGUUCGAGUGGCUUCUGCGGGAUGCUGUGCGCAGAGGUUGGAAGCUGGGAGUUUCUGCCAAUUCUGACGAACAUCGCGGCCGCUGCGGCGGCGGCGUCCCUGGGACGGCGGUAUUCGGAACCAGGGGAGGUCUGACUGGAAUCUUGGCUCCUAGUCUUGAUCGUGAGAAUGUCGCUGCAGCUCUUCGUGCGCGGCGGACGUUCGCGACUACUGGGCAGCGGUUGGUGGGACUGGUCUCAACCCCCGAUGGGCAGAGUUUUCAGGGCGAUGAGGUUGAGUUGGUAAACAUGGUUCCGUUCGAGCUCGAUUAUCACUUCCUUGGUGAGAAGGGGUUCUCGUCUAUCGAGGCUUUCGAUGCUUCUGGACUGAUCUGGCGCCGGAAUUUCUGGUCCGAGGCUCAACUACCCGCGACAAUCCUGCGUGUGACAUGGCGGAGCAAGACUGUACGAUCGCUACCGGGAGGCGUUGUGGAAUGGUACCAUCACCCUGUCGGAUAG